AUGGAACCAGGCAAUGAUACACGAAUUUCAGAAUUUCUUCUUUUAGGAUUUUCAGAAGAACCAGAAUUGCAACCCCUCAUAUUUGGGCUUUUCCUCUCCAUGUACUUGAUCACUGUGUUUGGAAACAUGCUCAUCAUUCUGGCCACCGUCUCAGACUCCCACCUCCACAAACCCAUGUACUUCUUCCUCUCCAACCUGUCCUUUGUAGACAUCUGUUUCACUUCUACCACCAUCCCAAAGAUGCUGUGGAACAUCCAGACAGAGAGUAAAGUUAUCACCUAUGAAGAUUGCAUCACACAGAUUUAUUUUUUCACACUCUCUGCAGUGUUGGACAUCUUUCUGCUGACAGUGAUGGCCUAUGACCGGUUUGUAGCCAUCUGCCACUCCCUGCACUACAUAGUCAUCAUGAACCCCCAGCUCUGUGGACUGCUGGUUCUGGUGUCCUGGAUCAUGUGUAUCCUGAAUUCCUUAUUACAAAGCUUUAUGGUGUUGCAGCUUUCCUUCUGUACCAACUUGGAAAUCCCCCACUUUUUCUGUGAACUGAAUCAGAUGGUCCAACUUGCCUGUUCCGACACCUUUCUUAAUAACAUGGUGAUGUAUUUUGCAGCUGUCCUGCUGGGUGGUGGGCCUUUUGCUGGUGUCCUUUACUCUUACUCUAAGAUAGUUUCCUGCAUAUGUGGAAUCUCAUCAGCUCAAGGGAAGUAUAAAGCAUUUUCUACCUGUGAAUCUCACCUCUCGGUUGUCUCCUUAUUUUAUUGUACAAUGCUAGGUGUGUACCUUAGCUCAGCUACUACCCACAGCUCACACUCAAGUGCAACAGCCUCAGUGAUGUACACUGUGGUCACGCCCAUGCUGAACCCCUUCAUCUACAGUCUGAGGAAUAAAGACAUAAAGAGGGCUCUGAAAGCAUUCUUUGUGAAAGGAGCUGCAAAAUUGUCCUAG
Ceratotherium simum simum (southern white rhinoceros) is the source of this 942-nucleotide messenger RNA. Its product is annotated as olfactory receptor-like protein OLF4. Gene Ontology annotation, cellular component: membrane. NCBI's taxonomy places the organism in Eukaryota, Metazoa, Chordata, Mammalia, Perissodactyla, Rhinocerotidae. The record is from RefSeq and is a predicted model, not a curated record. Gene Ontology annotation, molecular function: olfactory receptor activity; G protein-coupled receptor activity. Gene Ontology annotation, biological process: G protein-coupled receptor signaling pathway.